Messenger RNA from Haliotis rubra (blacklip abalone), 1813 nucleotides. Its product is annotated as HIG1 domain family member 2A, mitochondrial-like. Gene Ontology annotation, cellular component: mitochondrion. Bases 169 to 501 code for a protein of 110 amino acids. Gene Ontology annotation, biological process: mitochondrial respirasome assembly. The transcript has 2 exons. NCBI's taxonomy places the organism in Eukaryota, Metazoa, Mollusca, Gastropoda, Lepetellida, Haliotidae. The record is from RefSeq and is a predicted model, not a curated record.
GUUCGUAUAAAUAUUGUAGUGCGAUUCUUUCACUCUAAAUCCAUUUUUACACUUUAAAAAAAAAAAACUCCACUCUUCUAAUUGUAAGCUGAUAGAUACCAACUUAGGGAAAUCAUAACGGAAUUAUUUCCGGAUAUUUGUUCCUGUGUCACUUUUCUAUCUUCUAAAAUGGCGACCUCUACAGAGUCAAAUACGGCACAGAAACCCCCACCUCAAGAAUUUGCAUAUUUACCACCUCCAAGAGAUGAUAUUGGCUACUACGAUGAGGGUUUAAAGGACAAGUUUAUCAGAAAAACAAAGGACAAUCCAUUUGUUCCUAUAGGUGUUGCCAUGACAACUUUUGCCCUGUCAUAUGGUCUGUGGCAGAUGAAGACUGGAAACACGCGCAGAUCACAGACCAUGAUGCGAAUGAGGAUUGGUGCACAAGGAUUCACUUUGUUUGCCGUCUUGGGUGGAGUCUUCUACAGCACCCUGAAGGCCAAGAAGAAGCCUGAAAACUGAUGUACAUUAAAGAGUGCUCUCAGUGUAUAGGUGUGCGGCUGUAACCAUUGUGUCUCUGUGUGUAAGCUUUAAGACUUACAGGCAGUACUCCUGAUUACAACAUAUACAUGGAAUAGAGCUGCCAAAGUGGAACUUGUAAAAAUGAGCAAUAUUUAUGGUGUUGUAAACAUGCCAUGAUUUAGAGAAUAUAUAAGACAACAUGUUUUCAUAUAGAGAUUGGACUGUAAGCAUUUAACAAUUUUUGUAGGUGUAUAAUGCUGUCCAGCUCAGGGAAAUAAUAACCUAAUAAUAUCUGUUUGACACAGCAUCUUUUCAAAAAAUACUGGCACCUAUUUCAUACUUCACAUUGAAGCAUGUGAAAUAAAAUGAUAUAUUUUAAGCCCUGUUACUGUCCUUAAUCACAAAGAGGUGUGAUUCAGAUAUAUGAAAACUUGCAAAAUUUAACAAUUACUUCACACUGAAGUGGAUCAAACUCAACAUAGUAUUUUGAGGCCUGUGACUGUCCACAAUCAAGAUGUGUGAUUUGGAUAUAUUGACGAUGCCUCAUGUUUUGUGUUCUUGAUAUCAAUAUUCAAUUAACUUCACCACUGCCUGUUUUCCAUACAGUUUUAGUACUACCUUGUAUUGACAUAUUACCAUGGUAACAGUAGCAAGUCAAUAGCUGAGAUAAACUGUCUCCAUGGUAGACUGUUCAUGUGAAAGCUCUACCUCUCUCUGCAGCAUGGAUAUGAGUUCACAUUUUGAGAGAAGGUACAGAAGUUAGUAUUCAAAUCUAAUUAAAUAUAUCACAAAGGAGUACUAAGUUUUUGGAUAGUUAUCGCAGACUGUUUUGUCUUCCUCUGCGUCUACCUCUAAUCAGUGUUACCUGUAGUAGAAUCAAAAGGAUAGUACAUGUAUUGAUAGCUUAAUGCAAGUUAACAUAGUAUUUACAAGGCUCUUUACUAAUACUUGACAGAGGGAAUGAUGAAUGCUUCAGUCAGACCAAAUGGUAUUUGUUUUUUUUAAAUGAGUGCUGUGAUAGUCAAUACAUUAAUGUAUAUACAUUGUUAAAAGGGGAUGAUAUUUUAAUCUCACAUCAUGAUGCUCCACACUAACCUGAUAAUUCAGGGUCUUGUUGUCUUGAGAUGAGAAACAUUUAAAGGAAAUAGGCUAAGGAAUACUGGCCUUCUCCCUGACCCAUCUGUAACGUGUAAUGGUGUGAUUGAUUGAGGUUGAAUUUGAGAAGUGAGGAUGGUAUUUAUAACCAAGAAAUAGGUUAAAUGGCUUUGUAACAUGCUGCAUUAUGUUAUCAAUAAAAUGUUAAACAUAUAAA